Molecule: messenger RNA, 885 nt
Organism: Anopheles marshallii
Lineage: Eukaryota; Metazoa; Arthropoda; Insecta; Diptera; Culicidae
Product: forkhead box protein K2-like
Exons: 4
Coding region: 1-885 (294 amino acids)
Biological process (GO): regulation of transcription by RNA polymerase II
Molecular function (GO): DNA-binding transcription factor activity, RNA polymerase II-specific; RNA polymerase II cis-regulatory region sequence-specific DNA binding; protein binding
Source: RefSeq, a predicted model, not a curated record
AUGCCCGUUAUAAUGAAUCCCUACUCAUUGCCUCCUAAGGCAAACACGAAACCUGAUACAUACUGUGAUUGUAUAUCGAUUUGUAAAAUGACGAGCGAGAAUUUACGAUCACUGGUUAGCUCCUAUCGUGCCAGCAAUCCGGGCAUAAUCUCACAGCUGACCAGUGCGGAUUAUUUAAUGCUGUUGAAUGACAAGCCGACCACGGUUGGCCGGGUAACGGAUGAGGCAGUGCCGCAGAUUUUCCCUGCUGGUACUAGCAACCAAAUAUCUCGCAAACAUUUCACUAUUGCGUACGAUUCUGAUGGAAACUUCACUCUGCUGUGCCUUAGCAAGAAUGGCAUCAUGAUUGAUGAAACGUUUUACGGUAAACGAGAGCAACCGUAUAUUCUACCUCAACACUGCAUCAUACGCUUUCCAAGCACAACGGAUGUAAUCCAUUUUAAAAGUUUUAUUAACGAAACAACCGUCGUACCUGAAGCGAAUAAAGGCAGCAUUUGCAACCAUCAUGAGUCUCAGGUUGGUAUUAACUUAGUUCCCUUGUGCACAAAUGAAGAAAUGGCACCACGUACUCAUGGCGAGCGACCACCUUACAGCUAUUCGCAGCUCAUCAUACAAGCUAUCAGCGCAUCUCCGCAAAAGAAGUUGCCGCUUUGCAAAAUCUACUCCUUUAUAAUGGACAAGUAUCCAUACUAUCGUGAAUUUGCUAUCAAAUCCUGGCAAAACUCUAUCCGGCACAACCUGAGUAUGAAGACAUAUUUCUUGAAGACACCUCAGCCGGAACCGAACCUUGGCCACUUGUGGAUGUUGCACCCAUCUUGUGAAGCACAGCUGCGAAGUAAAAGAUUUCUGGAACGACGAAGUAGACCACAGACGAAGAAGAUGUAA